UGGGUUUGAGUGUCACAAGGGCCCCAGGGCUCUGUAUAGACUGAAUAAGUAGAGUGAAGUCAUCCUUGGAGCCUGGUCACACCCACCCCCAUUGGGCUGUGGCUGGAAUGGUAUGUUGCUUCAAGAGAGCCAUUUCCAACACAGGUGUGCCAAGAUGCUAGGGCCCUCCAGGUGGGGUGCACUCUGGAACCUUUAGCAGGGUUUAGCUUCUGGGCUCUGGCCUUUAGCAAGCCCUGAGGACCUCAGUAGGCUGGCAGGUGCCUGCUUCUCUCAGUUGUUUCUGUUCGUUGCCCCCCUCCAGAGCCUAUCCUGGAGUGCCUUCUUUGCAUUUAUUUUUGACUGGUUAAGUGGCCCAGUGCUCUGUCCUGUUUCCCAAUCCUUCUUUCAGAGUAUACAAGACCCUGCCUAUGAAGCCAAAACCACCGUCUGUACCCCAACACUGAAUUAAAUCUCGGAGACAGAGUUUUGGGUGAAGUAGAGAGGAAUAGCUUUAUUGCUUUGCCAGGCAAAGGGGGCCACAGCGGGCUAAUGCCCUCAAAACUCUGUGUCCCAACUUGGAGAGGGUAGUGAGAAGUUUGAUAGUAAUGGUUCAAGAGGGUGUGAUCAGCUCAUGGACAUUCUUCUGAUUGGUUGGUGGUGAGGUGAGUGGGAGUCAACAUCAUCAACCUUCUGGUUCCAGCGUUCCUGGGGUCUGCUUGCUUGUGGGCAGCAUACCAUCGUUAACCCGUUAACCACUGACUUCUCCCAUCUGGUGCGGGUUUCAGUAUCUGCAGAACAGCUCAAAGAUAUUGUUGUGUGUAUCCCUUGAUGGGGAACCAGGACCUUGCCCCAAGGCUGCACUAUGGUUUCUCUUUGACUGUUUCUCCUUUGUCUUGCAUCCCCUCCCUUCCCUAAUUAGCAACUGCAUGAAUCUGCCAGUUGGAACUCAGGGAAGGUCAUGGAGGCUGAAUGAAGCCUGUUUCCUGUAAUCAAAGAAAUGGGGAACACAGAAAGGCUUUUGUGCCUAGGAGCCCCACAGUGCCCGGUGAUUUGGGCAACCAGCUGGAGGCAAAGCUGGACAAGCCGACAGUCGUGCACUACCUCUGCUCCAAGAGGACAGACAGCUACUUCACACUCUGGCUGAACCUGGAACUGCUGCUGCCUGUCAUCAUUGACUGCUGGAUUGACAAUAUCAGGCUGGUCUACAACCGAACGUCCCGCACCACCCAGUUUCCUGAUGGUGUGGAUGUGCGUGUCCCUGGCUUUGGGAAGACCUUCUCACUGGAGUUCCUGGACCCCAGCAAAAGCAGUGUGGGUUCCUAUUUCCACACCAUGGUGGAGAACCUUGUGGGCUGGGGCUACACACGAGGUGAGGACGUGCGGGGGGCCCCCUAUGACUGGCGCCGAGCUCCAAAUGAAAACGGGCCCUACUUCCUGGCCCUCCGCGAGAUGAUCGAGGAGAUGCACCAGCUGUAUGGGGGCCCCGUGGUGCUGGCUGCCCACAGUAUGGGCAACAUGUACACACUCUACUUUCUGCAGCAGCAGCCACAGGCCUGGAAGGACAAGUAUAUCCAUGCCUUUGUGGCACUGGGUCCGCCCUGGGGGGGCGUGGCCAAGACCCUGCGCGUCCUGGCCUCAGGAGACAACAACCGGAUCCCGGUCAUUGGGCCCCUGAAGAUCCGGGAGCAGCAGCGGUCUGCCGUCUCCACCAGCUGGCUGCUGCCCUACAACUACACCUGGUCACCCAACAAGGUCUUCGUGCACACACCCACAGCCAACUACACGCUGCAGGACUAUCGCCGCUUCUUCCAGGACAUCGGCUUCGAAGACGGCUGGCUCAUGCGGCAGGACACGGAGGGGCUGGUUGAGGCCAUGGUGCCACCUGGCGUGCGACUGCACUGCCUCUACGGCACUGGUGUCCCUACGCCAGACUCCUUCUACUAUGAAAGCUUCCCGGACCGCGACCCGAAAAUCUGCUUUGGUGAUGGUGACGGCACUGUGAACUUGCAGAGCGCCCUGCAGUGCCAGGCUUGGCGCGGCCGCCAAGAGCAAAAAGUGUCAUUGCAGGCACUGCCGGGCACCGAGCACAUCGCGAUGCUGGCCAACGCCACUACCCUGGCCUAUCUGAAACGCGUGCUCCUCGGGCCCUGAUUCCUAUGCUGGGCAGGGCUCUGGGAUGGCCUGGCCACCACUGCUUCUCCUGGCCUCUGGGGCAACCAUGGCACAUGAGUUGAGCAGUUUGUGACUGAUCAUCUAAGGCCCUGGAUCUUGGGUUGUGAAGUGGGGAAAUGCUGGGUUUUUUAUCCUUCCUCUCUGGGAAUGAGGAAGGAAGACAUAGUCUGAACUUACUUGAGGGACCCUUGGAAAGAAUGCUGCUGAUGGUGGAAUUGUGACCUCAGGACUGGCUCCGCAGGUGGAUUGGCUGGCACCUGGCCCCAAUCCCCAGUGCUGGGGCCUUGUGUUCCUCCUACCCCUGUGGCCUUUUCACACUCGCCCACUAGGGCCUGGCUCCUCAGCUUUCUUGUGAGGGAUGUUACUGAACUGUGGUCCCUAGGUUGGGCUCCUGGUCCCUAGGGUGUACCUUCUCACACAUUGGCCACAAGUUGGCCUGCUACUGGCCAUGGGUGGCUGGAGCUGCUGUCUUCGCUGUGGCCUAGCUGCUCACACAGCGUGACUGUGGCUUUCUGGGGGCAGCCCGGUUCCCCCUGCAGGCAGGGGUGGGUUGUUAUGUUAUCCAUGGUUCCCAGGCCCUGGGGCAUUCACUCCUACCUCCCUUACUUCUAAGAACAGCCUAGCUCAGGGCUGGGCAGCAGAUGGCCCCCCAGUUCUCGGGGCUGUGUCCCAGGAGCCCUGAUCUCCUUGGUUGGGCUGUUGCCCACAGUAUUGAUGCUGCCUCCCUUUGCCCUGGGGCUGUGGUUCAAGAAUGAGAGCAGAGCCUGGUGCCAUGCCCUUUAGGUACUCAUGAAGAAAGAGAACUCAAGGAAGCAGCCAAGGCCAAUCAGAGCCACACUGAGCUGCCCUCUUGCUGACCCUCCACCACAUUGCCACUGCCCAGGAUCUCUCUAGCAUUCACAUGGGCUGGCACAGGACUGAGAGGAGGUAGGACUCUUGCCCACUCUGCCCAGCACCCAUCCCCACCAGGCAGCUCAGUGGUGUUUAGUCAGCAGGGACUUGCCCAGAAACUUGAGUGGGCCCCUGAGAGAGCCAGGGGCCUUAGGGGCCCCCUAGGGGUUUUCUUCCUGCUCCAGAGGUGCUGCAUGGAUCUCCCUGUGAUAGCAGGGAUGGAGGAUGUGGAUCUGCCUUGGUGGUCUCCAAGUGGGCAAUGCCUAAAGGCCAAGACUUGGGUCUAGCCUCUGGGGUGGAGCCCCAAAGCCACAGUCAGGCUGGACUGUGCUUCGCUCCUACAAGGUUUCUGUGAAGCGGAAUUUUCUCUGUUGCAUUCAUACCCAGCAUCUGUCUCUCCCUUUGUUCCUGAGUGGUGGGCCCCACAUGGGGCUCUGAGCAGGCUGUACCUCGAUUCUGGCAAUAAAAGUAUUCUGGAUGCUGUAAA
Messenger RNA from Balaenoptera ricei (Rice's whale), 3529 nucleotides. RefSeq names its product phospholipase A2 group XV (gene PLA2G15). The coding region runs from base 949 to 2130 and encodes 393 amino acids. Gene Ontology annotation, biological process: ceramide metabolic process; phosphatidylcholine metabolic process. NCBI's taxonomy places the organism in Eukaryota, Metazoa, Chordata, Mammalia, Artiodactyla, Balaenopteridae. The transcript has 6 exons. Gene Ontology annotation, cellular component: lysosome. The record is from RefSeq and is a predicted model, not a curated record.